AUGGACUCCCGACCUUCUUGUGACCGCUUCGACGUUAUGCAGAACGGCCGACCAGUCUCCAUCCUCAACCCCGUCCAACCAGAAGGACGUGACCUCUGGGCCGAAAGGGACAACGACCUUUUUGUCUUGGCCGACGCCGCCGUCGCAAGGAGGGACGCCGCGGUGAUGGCUGGGAGAAGGGGGGCCUACGACCCUUCCAACGACUCUUGGCUCCGGAGACGCUCGCAGGAAUACGUCGACGAGCACUACCCCUUGGACGACAGUCCACCCGGGACUCCUUCCCCUCAAUCUAGGGGUCUUCGUGCUUGUCCCUCCGAGCGCCCCAAUAGGGGUCGUUAUUCUUUGGGUUCCCCUCGCCGCCGUUCCGUGCCCGUUCCUGCCCCUGCCCCCGCCCCCGAUGCUGCUCCCGCUCACGCCUCCGCCCCCGUCCUUCGACGGGCCCGUCCACGCAUGGUUGAGUGUGGUGUCAACGGCUGCGUCCGCAUGUUCUCGUCAAAGAACAUUGCAGACCACCGGAAGACCCACAUUCUGGAGGCUGCUGGUGGCUCUGAGCCAGCUCGCCAGCCAUGCAAGCCAUGCGCUGGCACUGGCAAGGCUUGCAUGGUGAGCAGCAGCCCAACCAACGUGGCGGUGAACACCUACUCCUGCCUGGCCUGCCUCAAGUCCCAUCGGGGAUGCAGCCACAAGGAGCAUGGUCGAGCCCAGCCCCGACCUCGACGCCACCCUGCUCUGGACUCUCCUUCCCAUUAA
Messenger RNA from Fusarium keratoplasticum, 750 nucleotides. RefSeq lists its product as uncharacterized. Lineage: Eukaryota; Fungi; Ascomycota; Sordariomycetes; Hypocreales; Nectriaceae. The record is from RefSeq and is a predicted model, not a curated record. Bases 1 to 750 code for a protein of 249 amino acids. The transcript has a single exon.